AUGCGAUGCGCGAACAAGGCCGCCGAGAGCGCGUCUGCACGUCUCUGUGCGGACGCCGAAGCAGAAACAACAGCAACUGAUGUCUCAUCGGUUGCUGAAGCGACCCAGCCUGUGUCACUUGGUGAUGCAGGUGCUGGUCAUGAAGACACUCAUGUCUUCACAGAGUACGAGCUCGGUGUAUCGUACUCUCCUGAUACGGAUGACGGAUCCGUAUCGACGGCGAUUGAAUCUAAGCCGCCUGCCAAGCGUGGCAUGGACGAUGCUUUGCGUCGCAGCAUCUUUGGUUCAUCUGAUGAAUCAGAUAACCAUCGCCGAAGCGAAGGCGCUCGAGGUCGCGAGACUCGGGCGCUAAUAGUGGAAGAGCGGGACCGCAAUGUGUUGCGUUUCGCUCCUGAGAAGAAGGCAUGGAUGCCUCCAAAAUCCGUCAUGGAUCACUUGUCGGCGACGACGAGUGAUCGUUAUCGAACACGAUUGUUCGAUUCGUCAAGGAUCCAUCACCUUGACCCCAGCGCGAAAAACUAUCGCGCUGAACAUGAAUUCUUCAUCGAUGCUUUCUUUAGACAUCGAUGGUACAGUGGGAAUCACAAGCGUGAUGGUCCCUCACUGCUUCAGGCGUGGAACGCCUACAUCCAUAACCUUGAGGAUGUAGGUCGUGACGCUUGGAACGACAAACUUAUCAAAGCUCGUGAUAAGUUUGAAAAGCGAACCCCGACAGGUGCACGCUACAAGCUGCAUCGUCUGUCAAUGGAGAAGGGAUUACCCUGCCUCUCUUGGGAAGACUCGUGCCCAUGUUGUGUGAACAACUCUGCACGAGCACCUAAGGAGGCUUACCUCCCUAAUAGCCCGUGGUGGCGCGAUGUGCCGCGUCGUACUGCUCAACCAGACCCAGUACGUCGAUCAUCAGUUGGGAGCGGGGCUCCCAAGAAUCCCAGGACGGGGGAUAGCCGCGCCACCGGACGAGAUAACUCGUCCGACGUCCGUUCACGUCGCGGUGGUUCAACAGCUGCUCAACUAGAUAGCGUUGGCCACCGCGAGAGUCCUCUAAUGGAGGUGGAGGAGGAGGAAAGACGCUCUCCAUACGAUCAUGUGGAUCGGUGUGUACCCGAGAGCUUCUUUGAUCACGUAACUCUUGCGUUUUGCGACGACAUCGAGCACGAGCGGGACAGACGUCUUCAACCGGCGGACACUGUCUUGAAACAUCGAGCUGAGUUUGCCUUUGCUCAGCUUGAGAACGAGAGAGCUCUGACAUCUCUUCGUGACGAGCUAAGGGUAGCUCGUGGGAUUGUUGAUCGGUCUCGGGAUGAGAUAGCUGCUCUUCAGACCCUUGUUGAUAUCCACCAUCGGGAGCACAAGGCUCUCUGCGAGAUGCUUGAGCGCAAGGGCGUUCUUCAUCGGAAGAAGCAGCGUACUGAUGGUACGGCUUAA
This is a messenger RNA of Peronospora matthiolae, 1425 nucleotides long. The record is from the annotation of a GenBank genome assembly. Lineage: Eukaryota; Oomycota; Peronosporomycetes; Peronosporales; Peronosporaceae.